ACAAUGAUUUGGACGGUCCGCUGCCUAAAGGUCGAUUCUUUCAGAAUAAUGCUCGAGCAGAGUGGUUUCAACACAAUAAAGGAGGGCAAAACCUAUGAAGGACGAGGAGAAGGAAGUCCCAAUCAAGAAUCUAUUCUCGAUACUAAAUUUUGAUGGGGAGGCUGUAUUUGAACAAUUUGAUGGGAAAGCUAUUUAUGAAGAAAUUAUUGAUGCCACAGAAAACUUUGAUGAGAAAUAUUGCAUCGGGACAGGAGGAUAUGGUAGUGUCUACAAAGCGCGGCUUCGAACGGGUCAGGUAGUAGCCGCGAAGAAGCUUCAUCCACAGGAAGAAGUAGUUGAUGAAAGAGGCUUUCAGAAUGAGAUCCAGGCAUUAACUAAGAUGCGUCAUCGUAACAUAGUGAAGUUGUACGGGUUCUGCUCUCAUGCUCGAUGCAUGCUUCUCAUUUAUGAGUACAUAGAAAAGGGAAAUAUGUCAGCCAUUUUGAGCAGCCAAGAAGCAGGCAUGGAGUUGGAUUGGAAUAGGAGAGUAAAUGUCAUUAAGGAUGUAGCGCAUGCUUUAUCCUACAUGCACCAUGAUUGCAAUCCUCCUACUGUACAUAGAGAUAUAUCAAGCAAGAAUAUCUUGUUAGAUUCCAACUUUAACGCCUAUGUUUCAGACUUUGGAAUUGCAAGGAUUUUGAAGCCUGAUUCAUCAAACUGGAGCGCAUGUGCAGGCACGCUUGGAUAUAUGGCGCCAGAGAUUUCAUAUACAAUGAAGGUCACUGAGAAAUAUGAUGUAUACAGUUUUGGUGUGGUCAUACUGGAAAUACUACAAGGAAUGCAUCCAAGUGACCUUAUAUCCUCAUUGCCAUCGUAUGGUCAGAACAUGUUUCUUAAAGAUGUGCUAGACCCACGUAUCUCACUUCCCAUGCUUCAAGCUGCAAAUGAUGUGAUAUUAGUAGCUAAGAUAGCACUUGCAUGCAUACAUGCUAAUCCAGAUGCUCGACCAACAAUGAAAUAUGUGUCCCAACUAUUCAUUGCCAACAAAGAUCAAAGAUUGUUAGAGUAUUUUCAUACAAUUAAACUACAUCAAUUAAUGGAUUUACAAGUGUAAGUUGAAUUUUGGGUGGCCAAGAGACAAGCAGCAUGGGUGUUUGUGUAGGAUCUAUUGUGUUCCUUGUAUGACACUUAAAAAUAUCAAUGUAUCCAUAUAUUGUUACAAUGUUAUAAUUAUCCUAGAA
This is a messenger RNA of Elaeis guineensis (African oil palm), 1220 nucleotides long. The record is from RefSeq and is a predicted model, not a curated record. Lineage: Eukaryota; Viridiplantae; Streptophyta; Magnoliopsida; Arecales; Arecaceae.